Molecule: messenger RNA, 1776 nt
Organism: Lutzomyia longipalpis
Lineage: Eukaryota; Metazoa; Arthropoda; Insecta; Diptera; Psychodidae
Gene: Tango10
Product: BTB/POZ domain-containing protein 17
Exons: 3
Coding region: 127-1620 (497 amino acids)
Molecular function (GO): protein binding
Source: RefSeq, a predicted model, not a curated record
GUGUCGAUAAAUAUGCAACAUCCUCUAAUCUUGACAAUUCUCUUUUGCUAAAAAAAUAAAUAAAUUGUGAUUAUAUUUUGGGGAGAUUAUUUGUGAAGACAAUGCAGGGCGUGCAAGUACAAUGAGAUGGAUGAGAGUGCGCUAGAUCAAUCCAGUCAGGAUUCCAGUGUGGUGGAGAUGGACAAUUCCGGGAGCGUGCUACACAAAAUUGCGAAUCUCUAUGCGGAACAGCUGAUGUCUGAUAUCUGCAUUGUUGUGGGCAAGAAUCGCUAUCCUGCCCAUCGAGUCAUCCUCUGUGCCAGUAGCGAGGUCUUUCAGGUUAUGCUCAUGAACGCUGAAUGGAGUGAAUCACGAGAGAGUGUGAUUGAGCUGAAGGAAGAUCCAAGCUGUUCCAUGGUAUUUCCGCAAUUCCUCAAAUACCUCUAUGUCGGUCAGAUACGGAUAUCCCUUCAGACGGUGAUGCCAAUGCUGGCACUCGCUGACAAAUACAACAUAAAGGACCUCGUGCAGCUUUGCGUGGACUACAUGAUGAAGCACAUUGCCAAGGCUGCAACACAGGGCUACCUAGUCUCAUGGCUGCAGUACACCAUGUCUUUUAGUCCGUACCAUCAGGAGGUAACAGAUGCAUGCCAGCGCUUUAUGAAGUGGAAUCUUGACAUUGUGGCGGACUCGAAGGAUUUUGUCGAUUUGGACGUCAACAUCCUCAUCGUAUUGCUGCAGCAGAACGACCUGGUGCUCAAGAGUGAGUUUGAAUUGUUCACAUAUCUCGAGAAGUGGCUCAUGUUCCGGAAGCAGCAGAUCGAAAUGGAAGCCAGUGCAUCCACUGAGGAUGUUGCCCACCAAAUUCAGCAACUCCUCGAGGCCACUGUGUCACACAUACGCUUUGCCAUGAUGAUGCCACAUGAGCUGGCGAAUCUCCUCCUGCGGCCCAUUGUGAGCAUCAAUAAAGCCUUCUUUGUGGAUCUCAUUGCCAUCGGGAUGAGCUAUCAUUCGGGGCAGGAGGAGCGUGUGAUGGAGAUUCGGCAAACGGAAGUGGGACAGCUGCAGUUUACACCGCGAUUGUACACCACUGACGUAUGGGGCCUUAGUAUGAGUAUCACGGAAUUUGAGAAAAUUGAGGACUUCCAGAAUGUCGCAGCGCUCUUUUUCAGCAAGAGCAACCUCUCGGAGUUUCAGGAAGAUCAAACAAUCACGUGGGAGUUGGAUUUCUUUCCGCGUGGCAUUCGUUUCAAUCGUGCAAAGCUCAUCUAUGUGUACAACAUCAAUGUUCAGGGUGUCGAUAUUCCAGAGGCCAUCCUCAAGACGGUACGUCUCCGAGUUACGUGCAAGGAUGAAAAUUUGAAGGGAGAACAGCGGUUCAAAAUUGGCGUCCUAAUUACGGGCGUACAGAACCAAAUUACCCACAUACGCACAGUUCACGAGAGAGUUCACUACUUCUCACGAAGCAAUCGUGUGUUAAAUAUUGACAAUUUACUGCCAUACGAAGAGUUGGAAUUGUGCUCCAUUAAAUUGAGUCCACACCUCACCGGUGACGACCGGGAUACCCUCACGAUUCAGGUGAUUAUUGCCCCAAUGGGUCCGUAUGUGUGUCACGAGACGCCCGCCUUUGACUUCAAGUGAACCUCCUGCGUGUGCACGCGACAUGUUGCAGCAACCCUACCCGGCUGGAGGAGUCACAGCCACGGAUGAAAUUGUUGUUAAUAAUGUUUUAUAUUAUUAUAUUGAUGAAAUCCAUUUGUGUAAAUAACAUAAAAUGAACAAAUGAUGCGCAAAGAA